Aspergillus sclerotioniger CBS 115572 is the source of this 1266-nucleotide messenger RNA. RefSeq names its product putative DnaJ domain protein. The record is from RefSeq and is a predicted model, not a curated record. The transcript is spliced from 2 exons. Bases 1 to 1266 code for a protein of 421 amino acids. Gene Ontology annotation, molecular function: Hsp70 protein binding. Gene Ontology annotation, cellular component: cytoplasm. NCBI's taxonomy places the organism in Eukaryota, Fungi, Ascomycota, Eurotiomycetes, Eurotiales, Aspergillaceae. Gene Ontology annotation, biological process: protein refolding.
AUGUUCUCCACCAUGCGAACCAUCUGUUUCUUCUUUGUCCUCACCCUAUGUCUCGUCCAAUUGGUCCUGGCCGCAGAAGACUACUACAAGAUCCUGGAAGUGGAUAAGUCGGCUUCGGAGAAGGAUAUCAAACGCGCGUAUAGGAAUCUGAGCAAGAAGUACCAUCCGGAUAAGAAUCCGGGCGAUGAAUCCGCGCAAAAGAAAUUCGUCGAAAUCGCCGAAGCAUAUGAUGUUCUUUCGACUCCGUCGACGAGGAAGAUCUACGAUCAGUAUGGACAUGAGGGUGUGGAACAGCAUCGCCAGGGUGGGUCGGCGGGCCGACAGGCGCAUGACCCGUUUGAUUUGUUUUCGAGGUUUUUCGGUGGCGGAGGCCAUUUUGGACAUGCGCCGGGACAUCGCAGGGGUCCUGAUAUGGAGCUCCGGGUUGGGUUGCCGUUGAAGGAUUUCUACACUGGACGGGAGUUCUCGUUUACGGUGGAGAAGCAGCAGAUUUGUGAUGCAUGUGAGGGGACGGGAUCUGCGGAUCGCGAGGUCGUGACGUGUGAUAAGUGUGCUGGACGGGGAAUGGUCAUUCAGAAGCAUCAGUUGGCGCCGGGGAUGUUCCAGCAGGUGCAGAUGCAUUGUGAUAAGUGUGGUGGGCAGGGCAAGAUGAUUAAGAAGCCCUGUCCGAUUUGUCAUGGGCAUCGGGUGGUGCGGAAUGAGGUGGAGACCUCGGCGACGGUGGAGCCGGGUAUGGAUAAGGGCAUGCGCAUUGUGUUUGAGAACGAGGCCGAUGAGAGUCCCGAUUACAUUGCUGGUGAUUUGGUGCUGAUUCUGGAGGAGAAGGAGCCUGAGAUGGGCACCACGGAUGAAUACCGCAACGAUGGGGCGUUCUUCCGCCGGAAGGGCAAGGAUCUGUUCUGGAAGGAGGCGCUGUCGCUGCGGGAGGCCUGGAUGGGCGAGUGGACGCGCAAUAUCACGCAUUUGGACGGCCAUGUUGUUCAUCUCGGCCGGAAGCGCGGCGAGGUCGUGCAGCCGUUGUCGGUGGAGACAGUCCAGGGCGAGGGGAUGCCAUAUUACUCGGACGGCCAUCUCCAUGACCAUGAGGAGGACGAGGAGCCCGGCAAUCUGUAUGUCGAAUAUACGGUCAUUCUGCCUGACCAGAUGGAGAGCGGUAUGGAGAAGGACUUCUUGGGGCUGUGGGAGAAGUGGCGCAAGAAGAACGGGGUCGAUUUGGCACACGACAGUGGGCGACCUAUGCCCGCUCCGGUGAAGGACGAGUUAUGA